Amorphotheca resinae ATCC 22711 is the source of this 807-nucleotide messenger RNA. RefSeq lists its product as hypothetical. Bases 1 to 807 code for a protein of 268 amino acids. The record is from RefSeq and is a predicted model, not a curated record. The transcript has 2 exons. NCBI's taxonomy places the organism in Eukaryota, Fungi, Ascomycota, Leotiomycetes, Helotiales, Amorphothecaceae.
AUGCCCUAUGCUCUCAGCAUCCCUGAGGCCCGGCAUGGCUGUUUCGAGGGGAAGCCCCAGAACCCCAGCAGUGCAAAGCCCAUUGGAGACAGAGGCGGCCUGAAGGAGAAGUGCAUGUGCAUGGUCUCGCCGCUUUGGGCGCACGUUGUCGUGAAUAGGCGUGGGGCUGAGGUUUGUCCUGCGAGUCUUCUCAAGGUCAGUUACAUCACCCAUAUGAUAUGUCUUUGUCAAUUCCUCGUUCUCCUCUCUCUCUCCUUCGCCGGAGAUAAAGCCGGAAAGGGUUUCUCGUGGACCAGUUCCACGCGUUUGUGGAGUCUCCUCUGUAGUGCCUCUGCCUCUCCCACGCGCAGGAUUGUUGCUUCUACAGAUGUCAAGAGUGUGGGAUGUGCUGCCACAAGUUCCUUUCAGCUCCUUGACAAGAUCACACAGGAUAUCCCACUUGCUCUGCCGCGCACACAAUUUAAUAUCUACGGAGUACGUUCAUUUGCCCAUCACGGGAAUAUUCCGGAGGGGGCGCUGCAGCCAUCUGAGCUUCGAGCCUUCGAGGCCGCUUCUUGCGGAAGCCGUAUCCGACCUUCUGUCGCAGGGUCACCUCUUGCAGUAUCUUGCCAGGCCAUACCUGGACAGAAGACGGAUGGUUACAUGCACCAUGGCUUGGCCGUUGCGAGGCAAUCGCAUAGCCUGCCUCUGCGAAGACGCGGCAAAAGCAACAAGUCAAACCGGCUCUUUUGCCUACGGAGAACGUCUUUCGCGGAGGGGCCGAGACACCAAGGGAUCAACGGAUCGAAGAUCUCGACACGCUGGUGA